AUGAGGUGCAUACCAGGAAUGCCAAUCCCCACCAAAAAAAGCAAGCCUCACUGCUAUGCUGAUUCUCCUUUCGUGGAUGCGAUCGCACCAGCUGACAUGCCCCACAAAUUCACUAUCCCUAGCAUGAAACCCUAUGAUGGUGCAACCAACCUAGAUGAUCACAUAGCCUCGUACAAGCAGCGAAUGUUCACUGUCUCGAUACCCCAAACGCUAAGGGAAUCUUGCAUGUGUAAGAGUUUUGGUUCAGGCCUAUCUGGUCCAGCUCUUCAGUGGUACACUAACCUCCCAAACGGUUCAAUCAACUCAUUUGCACAGCUUAUCAACACCUUUGUGGAGCAAUUCACCAGCAGCAAGAAACUUGAGAAACUAUCGACCAACCUGUACAAAGUAUACCAGAAAAUGGGGGAGCCGCUAAGAGAAUAUGUCAGUAGAUUCAACAAAGAAAAAAUCUCCAUCUUUUCCUAUAACCCCAAGUCGACCAUAGACGCCUUCAGGAAGGGUCUCCUCCUAGAUGGUGAAUUAUACAAAGAAUUGACGAAGCUUGGUUGCACCACGAUGAAAGACGCCUUGGCCAGAGCGAUGAUUCAAAUAAGGUGGGAGGAAGAUGAGAUGAAUCGGGCAAGUCAUGCCAGGUAUGACCCAAGGCAGAAUGAUAAGAGGCUAGAGCUCAGAUCGAUUGAACCCCGUCACCAACCCCCUCCACGCAAUUUGAACGAAGUUAGAAAACCAUAUGACCGACAGCUACUUAGAACUAACAAUAGACCAACUGGAUCGAGCCGAUACAAAAUCCCAAAGUACAACCUCAACUCAAACCGGCCUAGGUUGUGGCAAUCAUGA
Molecule: messenger RNA, 837 nt
Organism: Pistacia vera
Lineage: Eukaryota; Viridiplantae; Streptophyta; Magnoliopsida; Sapindales; Anacardiaceae
Exons: 1
Coding region: 1-837 (278 amino acids)
Source: RefSeq, a predicted model, not a curated record